Arabis nemorensis is the source of this 276-nucleotide messenger RNA. The record is from the annotation of a GenBank genome assembly. NCBI's taxonomy places the organism in Eukaryota, Viridiplantae, Streptophyta, Magnoliopsida, Brassicales, Brassicaceae.
AUGAGCAGCUGUGAAAUCUAUGUUCAUCCAGGCAAUCUAUGUUCUCUUCAUCCAACUUUCCAAUUGAAGGCUACAGUCUUGGCUAUGCAAUUGUUGGUGGAUAAUGUGGUGUGGAAGAAAGUUGUAUAUGCAGACCGAUUUCUGCAGCUGUUCAAAUAUGUUCCUCGUGAGCAACUGACAAUCCCGGACUUUGUUUUCCAGCAUGAUCUUCAAGUUAACGGAGGAAAAGGUCUAAUCGUUGACCCAAGAACCAAAUACGUCUAUCAACGACCAUGA